Engraulis encrasicolus (European anchovy) is the source of this 2629-nucleotide messenger RNA. RefSeq lists its product as uncharacterized. NCBI's taxonomy places the organism in Eukaryota, Metazoa, Chordata, Actinopteri, Clupeiformes, Engraulidae. Bases 173 to 2629 code for a protein of 818 amino acids. The transcript has 8 exons. The record is from RefSeq and is a predicted model, not a curated record.
UAAAUCGUAUGACAGUUGUACAGCAGAGUAGGCAAAUUAAAUACACUUAACAUAAAAUAAUACAAACUCAAGUCGUUAGUGCACACGCCGAUUGGAAGUCUAGAAUCUAGCAGCUUAUGUUGGAAGUGUCUCGCCUCAUGUUUCUGACUGUUGAAGCGACCACACAGCCAACAUGAACGAGUUUGAGAUAAAGGAGGUUUUGCGCCAUAUCGGCGCGAAUCACAAGCAGACGUGUUCUGAACUGGACAAAGUUAAAGAAUACAUCACGCAAGCUUUACAGCUCCUGAUUCAACACAGAGACUCGGUCAUAGAGAUCGCCGGCGGGUUGGAAUACAUUAGGCUUCGUAAGGCUGUGGAUGUGCAAGUCUGCCUUCACCUCCAGAAGGCAAACCAGUUAAUCACAGAAGCACUACAGAGUGGAGUCCAGCGGAACACGGCUCUGUGCAUGUCGAUUCAGGAAGAGACUGAGGGGCUGCAGGACAAGCCCACUGUUGUGAGUGAAGACCAGCAGAACGCGGCUCUGUGCCUGUCGAUUCAGGAAGAGACUGAGCAGGACAAGCCCAUUAUUGAGACGAGGGAGGAUGAGGAUGUGCUGCAGGUCGUAGUCACUACGGUGAAAGAAGAAGCUGAAGUGGACGCCGCUGCUGCCGAUGACGAUCAGGAUGACCUUGAAGUUGAUGCCGAUGCAGCCAACGCCGUGUCUGCUGAUUAUCACGCCUCCAAUGACUCUGCUGCUGCUGCUGCUGCUACAGGUGCUGCAGCUCAACAGGCUAUUGCAGAAGGUUCCAAAGACACUGCCGUGGAUCAUGCAACUAUUGAAGCUGAAUCAGAUGCAGAGGCUACAAAUGUUGAGGCUGCUACUACAGAGGCUGAGAGUGUUGCUACUGCUGUAGCUGGUUCUGAGGGAGCUGACACUGAGCAAGUUGCUACUGCUGGUGCUACCACCCACGCUUCUCGCAGAAGAAGAAUUGCUGGUCAAAUUUCUGCUUCUGAUGCUACUAACCGUGCGUCCACCAGAAGAGUUGCUAGUCAGGUUGCUACAGCUGCUGAUGCUACCCGCGUUUCCCGCAGAAGAAUUGCAAGUUCUGAUGAUCCUACCACCUGUGUGUCCACUAGAAGAGUUGCUAGUCGGGUUGCUGCAGCUGUUGAUGCUACUAGCAGUGUUUCCAGCAGAAGAAGAGUCCCCAAUCAAUUUGCUACUUCUGAUGCUACUAACCCUGAGUCUCCCAGGAAAGUUGUUAGUGAAGUUGGUACACCUGCUGAUGCUACAACCCAUGUGUCCAGAAGAAGAGUUGCUAGCCAAGUUGAUACAGCUGUUGAUGCUACCCGUGUUUCCCACAGAAGAGCUGCUAGUCAGAUCGUUAAAGCUGAUGAUGAUUCAAGUAGUGUUUCCUGCAUAAGAAAUGUUGCUGGCCAACUUCCUACUUCUGAUGCUACUAACCAUGUGUCUCCCAGAAAAGUUGUUAUUGAAGUUGGUCCACCUGCUGAUGCUACUACCCAUUUGUCCAGAAAAAGAGUUGCUAGUAAAGUUGAUUCUCCUGUUGAUGCUACCCGUGUUUCCCGCAGAAGAGUUGCUAGUCAGAUCGUUAAAGCUGAUGAUGAUUCAAGUAGUGUUUCCUGCAUAAGAAAUGUUGCUGGCCAACUUCCUACUUCUGAUGCUACUAACCAUGUGUCUCCCAGAAAAGUUGUUAGUGAAGUUGGUCCACCUGCUGAUGCUACUACCCAUUUGUCCAGAAAAAGAGUUGCUAGUAAAGUUGAUUCUCCUGAUGAUGCUACCCGUGUUUCCCGCAGAAGAGUUGCUAGGCAAGUUGAUACUGCUGUAGAUGUAACCCGUGCUUCCCGCAGAAGAGUUGCUAGUCAAGUUGAUACCCCUGCUGAUGCUAAUGGUGUUCCCCGUACAAGAAGAGUUGCUAGUUCUGAUAAUGCUAGCACAACUGUGUCCCCUAGAAGAGUUGCUCGUCAGGUAGCUACAGCUGAUGAUGCUACUAGCAAUGUUUCCCACAGAGGUGUUGCUAGUCAAGUUUCGACUGCAGCUGAUGCUACCCAAGUGUCUCCCAGAAGAGAAGCUAGUCAGGUUGCUACAGCUGAUGAUUCUACUAGCAGAGAAAGAGUUGUCGUUCAAGUUUCUGCUGCUGAUGCUACAACCCAAGUGUGCACCAGAAGCGUUGGUAAAGUUGCUGCUUCUGACGCUAGCAGUAUUUCCAGCAGAAUAGUUGUUGGCGAUGUUGCUUCUUCUGAUGCUCCUACCCGAGUGUCCCACAGAAAAGUGACUGCUGAUGUUGCUGCUGCUGAUGAGGCUACCAUUGUUUCCCACGAAAGAGUGCCUGGUCAAGUUGCUACAUCUGAUGACGUUACCUGUGUAUCCAGAAAAAUAGUUGGCAGUCACAUUUCUACUCCUGAUGACACUACCCACCGAAGAGUUGGUGGCGAUGUUGCUACUGUUGACGAUUCUGCCAGCGUUUCCUGCAGAAGAGUUGCUGGCAAUGUUGUUAUUGCUGACGACUCUGCCAGCGAUUCCCGCAGAAGAGUUGCUAGUCAAGUUGCUACUGCUGAUGACGCUACCAGCGUUCCUCGCAGAAGAGUUGGUGGUCAAGGUAACCAGUUGAUGGAAAAAACAUCUACUUUGUGA